This is a messenger RNA of Trypanosoma cruzi, 409 nucleotides long. RefSeq lists its product as uncharacterized. NCBI's taxonomy places the organism in Eukaryota, Euglenozoa, Kinetoplastea, Trypanosomatida, Trypanosomatidae. The annotation marks the transcript as partial. The record is from RefSeq and is a predicted model, not a curated record. The transcript has a single exon.
AUGACUAGGGGUGAUAUUGUGGCCGUUUUUUGCGAUGCACUGCACGAGCAGGAGAUGGCCGCCAGGCUCACGCAAUUGGCCAAUUUUCCGUUUAGAAUUUUUCCGGUGCGUAACGGCCCAUCAAUGUACCGAGCCGUGCGAACGUUCUGUGCCUCUCGCAAUUGCUACCGUUGCGCUUUGAAUCUGUGUACGGGAACCACAGAGGACGAGGAUCGCGCGAGCCAGGCAGUCUUGGCCUCAUUAUUUGAACAACUGGAAGUUGUUUACUGCGGCUGUCGUUACAUGACGCUGAAACAGCCGCUUGACGUUCUUUUUAUGAUGUGUGUUUAUGCGGGGCUGCCCAUGCCUCUCUUCUCCGUAGUGAAAUCUGAGGAGGACAUUGAGCAGCUCAGCCUGCGAUUUCCUGUGA